This is a messenger RNA of Acipenser ruthenus (sterlet), 1228 nucleotides long. RefSeq names its product S1 RNA-binding domain-containing protein 1-like. Gene Ontology annotation, molecular function: structural constituent of ribosome; mRNA binding. Lineage: Eukaryota; Metazoa; Chordata; Actinopteri; Acipenseriformes; Acipenseridae. Gene Ontology annotation, biological process: translation. The transcript has 6 exons. The record is from RefSeq and is a predicted model, not a curated record. Bases 716 to 1228 code for a protein of 170 amino acids.
ACAGAAUGUGAAAACGAGGAGGAGGAGGAGGAGUGGGUACCAGAGAGCAAAGUGAUGAAACCCAGAAAGAAACCUGCCAAACUGAAAGAGCCCAAAGCCCCAACACUACCUAAACCACCUAAAGCCCCAAAACAACCAAAAGUACCAAAAACACCAAAACCAAAAGCACCCAAGAAAACAGCUGCUGAAAAACCCAAAGUAGGAAGAAAGACAAAAGUGUCAGCUCUGGAAAAAGAUGCAGGUGUGGUCGGGGUGCCUGUGAAAGAAGAGAGACUGUCAUUUAUUGUCAGUGCUGGAAACCAUAAUGAAACUGAGCAGUACAAGGGUGCUCAGGUGAAAGAAGCAGCAAGCACAAAAGGGGCGCAAAGUGAAAAGCAGGGAACAAGUGCAGAACUGAAAGAACUGAAGCGUGAUUCGGCACAUCUCCCUGAAGGACCUUCCAGAACUGAAGCGUGAUUCGGCACAUCUCCCUAAAGGACCUUCCAGAACUGAAGCAUGCUUUGGCACAUCUCCCUGAAGGACCUUCCAGAACUAAAACAUGAUUCGGCACAUCUCCCUGAAGGACCUUCAUCUAGUUGUCAGCUGCCUGGUGUUAAGAAGGAAGAACCUGAAGAUGAUUUUACCUUUGACGAACCUGCUUUAAAGAAGACGAAAACUGCUGGGUGCCCUGAUGGCAAACCAGUAAAACAUAAAAAGGACAACGGCAGUCUUGGGGAUGUGCAGAUGGGAUUUAAUUCAGGUUUUGUCUGAAAGAACGGUUGUAGAUCCGUGGGUGUGUGCAAACUUAGUGAACCUGUUCAAAGAGGAGAACAUAAUCCCGUUUAUCGUGCGCUACAGGAAGGAGCUCAGCAACCACAUGGACGUGGAUGCAGUGCGAGACGUGCAGCUCGCUGUGGAGGAGCUACGAAAUGUAGCCAAGAAGGUCCAUGCAGUGAUACAGACUCUGAAGAAGGAGGGGACUUUAACAAUCAGCCUGGAGAAGGCUCUGCUGAACUGUAGAUCAGCGGAUGAGUUGGAUCAUGUGAUUCUGGCCAUUAACCGAGGGGAGAAUCUGAAGAUCCUGACAGUGGAGGUCAACAUUCCUGACAGGGUGAAGAAUGAAUUUAUUAGGUGGUGUCUCAACAGUAUGAACCACAACACAGACCCAGGAGAGUUUGACUUCCACAUGCGCAGUGAUUCCUUUUGUGGGAACAGCUACAAGUCCCCGAGCUUGAGGUGGGUGCAGUGA